Molecule: messenger RNA, 2584 nt
Organism: Sphaeramia orbicularis (orbiculate cardinalfish)
Lineage: Eukaryota; Metazoa; Chordata; Actinopteri; Kurtiformes; Apogonidae
Gene: cdc42ep3
Product: CDC42 effector protein (Rho GTPase binding) 3
Exons: 2
Coding region: 927-2006 (359 amino acids)
Biological process (GO): Rho protein signal transduction; positive regulation of pseudopodium assembly; positive regulation of actin filament polymerization
Cellular component (GO): cytoskeleton; plasma membrane; cytoplasm
Molecular function (GO): small GTPase binding
Source: RefSeq, a predicted model, not a curated record
AGGGAGAGUACAACGAGUUAAGUGUUUACCAACCUCCAGCUGCAUUUAGAGAAUAGCUUUUAUCAGAUGUGGGCAGUCGCAAAGUCAGACUGAGGCAGAGAGACAGAGGAGGAGGAGGAGAGUGAGCGCAAAUUCAUUGUACAUUAUGAAGGGCUGCUUUAGAAAGACGAGGCAGACAGGCUUCCCAUGAGGCUUCAGCACAGAUUUUUUUCAAGCUGAUAGACCGGAACUUGUGAUCGCUCAUCACUACAGCUCUGCUAAGGCGCAGGAAGCCUCUAGCUGCUUUAAAAAAGAAUCCAAGCUUAGAGUGGGAGAGAGGACAGACAUGCACAGGUGCUGCUAAAGGGAGAAGGCAGAGCGAGAACGAACGAAGAGCAUAGAGAGGAGGAAGGGGGGAGUAAGUGAGCGAGUGAGAGAGACAGGGAGGGAGGGAGGGAGGGAGGGAGGGGGUGUAGGAGGAGACUUGACUUGCUUCAGAGGGGAAUAGGAGCUGGAGAGCAAUUCCAAAACAGCUGUCCGGCAGACGUCCCAGUCGACAGAAGUGAAGCCUGAGGCAGAGACAGGAGGCAGGGCAGUGUCAACAAGCCACAGGAGCGGCGCAGCAGCCACAGCUCACACAGAGACACAGCGGAAACAUCAACCUGAGGCUGCAGCGUUCAGGACAGACGUACCUGGAAGGAUCAGCAGCGCUCCAUCAGAGGGUCUGAGGACUGUCCAUUCGACUGUCAGACAUCCCCGGUCCUGCUUGGAGUCCCGUUUCCUGAUCGAUGUCAGAAUCCCUGUCGUUAAUUUUGAUGCCCCACAUAGUGUCUGUAUAACUGAGAAUGUAACUGGAGCAUUUUCCCCUGAGGAACUGUAACGUCCAGAGCCUAUUAAGCGUUUCUGACUGUUGUGUCCUGCAUAUCUGAUAUCUAUCUAUUACAGCCAUGCCAGCAAAAGCACCAAUAUACUUGAAACCCACAAAUAGUAAGAAGGGCAAAAAAUGUCGCCUGAGAGACAUUUUGUCGCCAGAUAUGAUCAGUCCACCCCUCGGGGAUUUUCGCCACACCAUCCACAUCGGCAGGGGAGGGGAGAGGGAUGCCUUUGGAGAUAUGUCCUUUCUCCAAGGGAAGUAUGAGCUCCUACCUGGAAAAGCAGAAGUCCAACCUCAGUAUGGCAUCCAAAGUGAGUUUUUGAGAGCAAAUAGUACAGGUGAUGCCUCCUUCGCUGAGACCCCCUCUCCAGUUCUGAAAAACGCCAUUUCACUCCCAACUAUUGGUGGCUGCCAAGCACUUACCCUUCCCUUGAUCUCCUCCACUGUGUUCUCCAUGCCGCCAGAGCCCUUGGAGGACAUUGUCGGGCCUACAAAUUCCCUGAAAUCUGAUAAUGUUGAGGAGGUAGAAAUACUGCAGAUGGAUGCUCUGCUGCGUUCAAUGGAUGUUUUCAACAGCGAACCGUCAUCUCCAUCUGCAGACAUACUGUCAAAGCCCGACGUCCUCCUGGAUCUUCUGGAGAACAGAGAUAAAGCCACAACUAAAGCCAUUACCAAAGCAAACAAAAUAAACAAAAGUGAAAACAGGUUUGACAAGCCAUCAUCCUAUUACAUCAACGGCCACAGCAACAGCAUCUACAAAGCUAACGGGAGUCUGAACAGCAACACGAGCAGCGACAGCUUCGACAGCUUCAACGGUAAAGGAGACUUCAAGACCAAGACCUGCAACGGAAGCGGGAGUCUCAACGGUAAUGGCAACUGCAACGGUUAUGGACACUUUAACAAUGACAUUAGCCUGACCUUUAAGCAGGAGCUCCCUAAGUACAACAGGGAGUGUGUGGACAGGGACAGUGGGGUGGAGGAGGGUCGCAUCUGUGAUUUGGAGUUUGAGUUUUCCAAGGAGAAGAGCACGUCGCAGGAUUCCCUCGCCCAGAUCACAGGGUCAUUCCUGUCUCUUGAACUCGAUCUGGGCCCAUCUAUCCUGGAUGAUGUGCUCAACAUAAUGGAUAAACCCGCAGUGAAGAGCAGGCCUUGAGCUGCACUGAGGCCCCAAAAGGAGAAAGGGAAUUAUUAAAAUAUAGCCAUGAGGACAGAAAGACUCAAAAAGCAAUCAAAAUGGUGUCUGGAUAUAUCAUUGUGAUGGAGAUGAGCUUCAAUACAUGAGAGCUGCUUAUGUUUUUACUGUCGAAAGAUUUAACUAUUAAGCUUCUAUGGAGUGUUGAUACUUCUUUUUUCAUUUGCCAUGCUAGCGGCAUGUUUAAGAUGCAUGUGCUAUUGAGUUACAGCUAAAACACAGCCAUUGUGCCUUUGACUUAGAGGUUAAAUUACUGUAAAAAUGCUACCUUAUAGAUUUGUGUUAUUGUGUUAACUCCCACAGUAUAUAGUACAAGGUAACUUAACUAGAAGUCCUUUGCUUUUUUUUUUUUUUUUUAUACACAAUCUUGACUUUAGGUCUCUCUGAACAUAUUGCAUUUUGUGACUUUAAGUGUGUUUAACAAAGCACUAUUUUGUUUGUCACAUGAAUUCAUUUUGCCACACGACUAUUUCAAACAACAGAACACUAUGCAUAUUUGUGUUGUUAAUAAUGUAACACAAAUAAAUUAAUUUUAUCCA